Cephus cinctus (wheat stem sawfly) is the source of this 783-nucleotide messenger RNA. RefSeq lists its product as uncharacterized. The transcript has a single exon. Bases 1 to 783 code for a protein of 260 amino acids. The record is from RefSeq and is a predicted model, not a curated record. NCBI's taxonomy places the organism in Eukaryota, Metazoa, Arthropoda, Insecta, Hymenoptera, Cephidae.
AUGUCUGAAGAGGACAUCGACGCUGUUCCGCAACUAGAGGACCGUCUGUUAGGCAGGCCAGUACUAGGUUCAUCAGCUCCUCACGCGCCUACAAGUUUCCUAGAUUGGACAGACGACGGGCACGACGUCGAUGAGGUCCGAACCAUAAAAUUACCACCUUUUUGGAAACAGAACCCUGCGUCAUGGUUUGCGCAAAUAGAGGCUCAGUCUUAUUCCCAUCGGAUCCGAUCAGAAGAUUCCAAAUUUUUUACUGCUGUCGGAGCGCUGGAUUCAGCUGUGCUCAACAACAUCGCAGACAUAAUUCUGUCACCCCCAAAGCUAGAUAAGUACCAAAUAUUAAAGGAAAGACUUAUUGCCUGUUUCGCCGAUUCCGAGGAAAAACGCAUGAGGACUCUUCUCACGGAACUAGAACUGGGAAGCAAACGUGCGUCACAGUUUUUAUGGGAAAUGAAGACCCUGGCAGCUGACAAGGCCACUCCAGAAAUCUUGCGUUCAUUGUGGAUGAAACGAAUGCGUGUCAAUGUAAGGACUAUUUUGUCCGUUAGCAAAGGCGUAGCGCUGACAGAACUAGCGGAGAUGGCGGACAAAAUCAUGGAGGUAAGCGAGCCGUCAUACAUUGUUGCUCCUGUAGAACCAACUGCCACACGGCCGACAAAGUCGUCGCUGGAGCUACAAGUUGAAGCAUUAUGCAAGGCUAUCAAUGAGUUGGUCGUAAAGCCGAAUCAAGAUAACCGUCGUUCCCGAUCUCGGUCCCGUUCAAAUUCUAAGAGCAAGGACGAAUAG